Molecule: messenger RNA, 1218 nt
Organism: Zea mays
Lineage: Eukaryota; Viridiplantae; Streptophyta; Magnoliopsida; Poales; Poaceae
Exons: 2
Coding region: 35-478 (147 amino acids)
Source: RefSeq, a predicted model, not a curated record
GCUUCAUUCUACUGCUUUAGCUAAUUGUCCUGCCAUGCAUAGCGGCCUAAGCUCUCCUCUUGCCCACAAAGGGCAGCUAAUGAAGCACAGCGCUGCCGUUCUCCCCGUCUUCCUCCUCUCCAUCGCUCUCCUUGCUAGCUCAUGCGAGGCGCGAGGUCUUCCCGUCCAUGGCAAGGUCCGCAGCUCCAGCAAGUCGCAUCGUCUACCACUACCAAGCAAGGAUGCGGCAGGAGCAAGCUUGAAAGCUGAUGGUCGGCUGACAAGGCAGAUGAAGGCUAGACACACGGCUCAGCCGGAGCAUCAGGCGGGUGCAACGGCGAAGGAGGGGAUGAAAAUGGCAGCAGCAUCUGCCGGUGCAGUUCGUGCUGCGCCUACGCCGUCUGCCGUUACAGUUUCGCACCGGCUUUCUCGACCGGAGGACACCGGGUUUCAUCUGGAUUAUGCCGGGCCUAGAACACAUACCCCUUCUCACAACUAAUGCGCGCGCGGGAUCAGAAUCAGAUCAGUUCCUGACCAAGCUACUCUUCCUCCUAAUCUUACUUUUCGUAUUUGCAAGCGACCCGUGUACAUGACAUUCCCAGUCCUAAAAAACGUCACAUUCUCACGUACAUACCUGAUUGAGUACAUAUCUGAUCUGUCUCAUCAUCCUGGCCCAACAAAAUUUAUAGCUUUUUCCUCAAAAAAAAAAUCUAGCUAGCAGGCCGGCUAGCGAGAGAGAGUACUUUACCAACAACUCAUCCAAAUUGUUGACUUCUCUUGUCUUCAUCAGCGUACACUCAUAUGCUACCUUCAGCUAAGCAAUAAUGUUAAUGCCAAGUUUUGAGUACUUUUGGUACUCAGCAAGUUUUAUGCUGAUCGAAUUUAAGAAAGUCUAAACUCGGUUCUUUUGCUCAAAAUGCUUUAGUUCAAAUUCAUUUAUAAAAGAAAUUAUUCUUUAGUUGACUCUCAACUUAUAACGAUUCUCUUAAACAAGGAUCAUUUAUCAUACCAUAAACCCAUAGCAACCAACCAAACCAUAACUCAUCUAAUAGUGUGAGGGUCCAUGCCAAUCAUAACCGUGAGCACUACUGUCAUGACAGUUUAUCUCUGCAGAGGUUUUGUACACAUUUAAUUUUCACAAGAAGUGACUUCAUUCCUCUGCCAUCGAGACAAAAGUUGUUGUGUCAAAUUAUCAUCUUACCAUUGGUUCGUAAUUCUCCUCACUGUCUUGUAUUUACU